Messenger RNA from Ceutorhynchus assimilis (cabbage seed weevil), 414 nucleotides. NCBI's taxonomy places the organism in Eukaryota, Metazoa, Arthropoda, Insecta, Coleoptera, Curculionidae. The record is from the annotation of a GenBank genome assembly.
AUGCAAGCGGUAAUCGUUAAAAACCAAGUGUCGUCGAUUGCAGAUGAAAAAACCAGAGCCGAACAAAAACUUGAAGUCGCCAAUCCUGCUCUGGAAGAAGCAGAAGCUGCUUGGAACAUCAUCAAACCCGCCCAUAAUAGUUACUGUUUGUACGCGGAAUCCUUGAAAAUGAUGGCUUCCACAUUUACAGUCCAGCUUCAAAAUUACCCUAAGGACAUCCUAAACAACGAAACGGUUGAACUACUGACGCUCUAUUUUGAAAUGGAAGACUACCACAUGUACACAGCCAAAAGAGUUUGUGGAAGUUUGUUGUCUUGGACCAAAGCGAUGGCCUUUUUCCACAGCGAUUUUUAUCCUACUGCGGGCCUUACAAUCAAGAAUUCCGCGAAGGCUUGGCAAAUACUUGGAUGGUAA